CUUCGCGCCGCCUCGUUCGCGGCCAACCCACCCACACCCUCGCCAGCAUGGCCAGCAGCAAGGCAUUCAGCAGCACCAAUGUGCGCUGCGCCACGCUCAUCGGCCAUGUCGACCACGGCAAGUCGUCGUACGCCGACUCGCUCCUCGCCGCCAACGGCAUCAUCUCGGCGCGCCAGGCGGGCAAGCUGCGCUACCUCGACUCGCGCGACGACGAGCAGGAGCGCGGCAUCACUAUGGAGAGCAGCGCCGUCAGCCUCAGCUUCAAGCUGCGCACGCACGGCGACGACGGCCAGGUGGGCGCCGUGCAGAGCUUCAUGAUCAACCUCAUCGACACGCCCGGACACGUCGACUUCAGCAGCGAGGUCUCGACGGCCAGCCGCCUAUGCGACGGCGCCCUCGUCAUCGUCGAUGUCGUCGAGGGCGUGUGCACGCAAACGAUCACAGUGCUGCGGCAGGCGUGGUCCGACCGCCUCUCGCCCAUCCUCGUGCUCAACAAGAUGGACCGCCUCGUCAACGAGCUCAAGCUCUCGCCCUCGGAGGCCUACCACCAUCUGCAGCAGCUCAUCGAAAACGUCAAUGCCGUCAUGGGCUCCUUCUUUGCCUCGGAGCGCAUGGAAGACGACCUGCGCUGGCACGAGGCGCGCGAGGCGCGCCUCAAGGCGCGCAAGGAGGCGCGCGGCGAGUCCGUCGUGGGCCAGUCCAGCGAGGGCGGCAGCGCAGAGGCGGGCGCGGCAGAUGCCGACGAGGAGGAGGAGCGCUACGAGGAGCUCGACGACGAGGAUAUCUACUUUGACCCGGCGCGCGGCAAUGUCAUCUUUGCCAGCGCCAUCGACAACUGGGCAUUCCGCCUGGAGCGCUUCUCGCACCUCUACUCGCGCAAGCUCGGCAUCAAGGAGAGCCGCUUCCGCAAGGUGCUGUGGGGCGACUUCUUCUUCGACCCGAAGGGCAAGCGCGUCAUUGGGCACAAGCAGAAGGAACGCCUCGGCAAGAAUCUCAAGCCCCUCUUCGUGCAGUUUGUGCUGGAGAACGUGUGGGCCGUGUACGAGAGCGUGGGGAAUCGCGACGUGGAGAAGAUCGAGAAGAUCGUCAAGGCGCUCGAGCUCAAGAUCGCACCGCGCGACCUGCGCGCAAAGGACACGUCGCAGCUGCUGCCGGCCAUCUUCUCGCAGUGGCUGCCACUGGCGGCAUGCACCUUCUCGGCGCUGGUGCAGUGCGUGCCCGCGCCCUCGGUGGCGCAGCGCACGCGAGUGCCGAAGCUGCUGCAUCCUGGCCUGAGCUACUUCUCAAAGACGGAGCCCGCCUCGCCGCUCGAGCAGGAUCUCUUCGAGGCGCGCUCGGGGCCCGAGGCUCGUCGCUGCGCCUAUGUCAGCAAGAUGUUUGCAGUGCGCAGAGGAGAGCUGCCCGAGGCACGGCGCAAGGAGAUGACGGCAGAGGAGAUGCGACAGCGCGGACGCGAGGCUCGUGAGAGGGCCGCGGCGGCGCGCGAGGCGCUGCUGGCUGCCACGGGCGCCUCCGUCGAGGAGCCUGCCUCGAGCCCGGCAGCAGAGGGCGCGCCGCUUGAGGAGCUUUCUGGCUCGAGCGCUGCUCCUCGGCAAGAUGCGAUGCAAGAGGCAGACGAGGAAUCGCGCAAGGAUGAGGAGGUGGUGCUGGGCUUCUCGCGGCUGUACAGCGGCACGCUGCGCGUUGGGCAGACGCUGUGGGCCGUGCUGCCCAAGUACAAUGCCUCCCUGCCGCCCUCGCACGCCGCCAACGCGAGGCAUCUCAAGCAGGUGACGCUGCAAGGCCUGUACAUGAUGAUGGGCCGCGACCUCGUCGCGGUCACCGAGGUGCCGGCGGGCAACGUCUUUGCCAUUCGCGGCCUCGAGGGCACAGUGCUGCGCAAUGCCACGCUCUGCGCACCACCGGCCGGCGAUGCGACAGAGACGCCCGAUGCGGCACAGGCCAGCGAAGCAUUCGUCAAUCUCGCGGGCGUCAACAUGCUCUCGGCGCCGAUCGUGCGCGUGGCACUUGAGCCGGAGAACCCGACCGAGAUGCCGAAGCUCGUCGAGGGCCUGCGUCUGCUGAACCAGGCAGAUCCGUGUGUCGAGACGCUUGUGCAAGAGACAGGCGAGCACGUCAUUCUGUGCGCUGGCGAGCUACACCUCGAGCGCUGUCUCAAGGACCUGCGCGAGCGCUUUGCGCGCAUCGCCAUCCAAGCAUCCAAGCCCCUCGUGCCCUUCCGCGAGACGGCCGUGCGCGCAGCCGAGAUGCCGCCGCCCAAGACAGAGGGCGCUCAGCGCGGCACCAUCGUCGGCUCUGUCGCUGGCGGACUGGUGCAGUACUCUGUGCGCGCCGUGCCUCUGCCAGAGGCAGUGCUGGCGUUCCUGCUAGCCAACACCCGCACCAUGCGCACGCUCCUCGCGCGCGAUCGACGAGGCGCUGCCAGUGCGGAUCAGCAAGUCGACGAGAACGAGGCAGACACGGCGGGUGCUGCUGCUACUACCGAGGCGAAGAAGGAUGGCGCAAGAGAAGUGUCGCCCGAGGACUUUUGGCCGGAACUCGAUGCUCGCCUGCAGGCUGAAGGUCCGGCGUGGAAGGACGUGGCGGAGAAGAUCUGGGCUUUCGGACCGCGUCGGGUCGGCCCAAACUUUCUCGUUGACGCGGCUGGUCUCAGCGCACAGUCCCUGCGACAGCGUACCGAGCCGCGCCGCGCCUUCAAGGACGGACGACCUUCUUCCGGGCUGCCUACGCCCUCAGCGCAGCAUGGCCUUAGCAGUGCCGAUGCAGACGGCGCCGAGCUGGCCACUGCGCUAGAUGCAGCCGCAAGGAUUGAAGACGACGCCGACGAGGCACCAGCGCAAACCGACAUUUCGUGGAGCGCGCGCGACCUCGUCGACUCGGUCGACACGGGCUUUCAGAUCGCUACGCUGCAGGGACCGAUGUGUGCGGAGCCGGUGCAGGGCUUGGCUUACUUUGUAGAACGCGUUGAGGUUGACAAGGAGGUGGCGCAGAAGGAGGGAGCCCGUGUCAAGCUCUCGCAGGUCACCGGCUCACUCAUCUCGUCGAUCCGCGAGGCGUGUCGCCAGGGGCUGCUCGACUGGUCGCCGCGGCUCAUGAUGGCCAUGUACUCGUGCGACAUUCAGGCGUCGACCGACGUGCUCGGCAAAGUGCAUGCCGUGCUCUCGCGUCGGCGUGGGCGCAUCACGAGCGAGGAGAUGAAGGAAGGCACGUCGUUCUUCACCGUCGGCUCGGUGCUGCCCGUCGUCGAGUCAUUUGGCUUUGCCGACGAGAUCCGCAAGCGCACGUCCGGCGCCGCAAGCCCGCAGCUGAUCUUCAAGGGCUACGAGCUCUUCGACAUUGACCCGUUCUGGGUGCCGCGCACCGAGGAGGAGCUGGAGGAUCUGGGUGUGCUGGGCGAGCGGGAGAAUGUGGCCAAGCGCUACAUGGACGCCGUGCGCUUGCGCAAGGGCAUGCACGUCGACAAGCGCAUCGUCGAAGUGGCGGAGAAGCAGCGGACGCUGAAGAGCAACUAGACACGCCGCAUAGAAUGCACCCUCCAUCGCCUGAAGCACAGCCAAUCGCAGAUGGUGAUGAGGUCUGAGGGAGCAUGUGCAUGGUUGGCUCGGCUCAGCAUGUCAUGCGCCAAGAGGCAGCACCUGAGACGCCGAGGGGCCGCGAGAGGGGCAGCGCGAGGGGCAGCGCGUCACGGAGGCCCGCAGGUGCACUCGGCAAGCCUGUCCCUCUCCGUCAUCUCUGUUGAGCCCGUGCCGCCCGGAGACUGAGUCCGUAAGAGCAUCGAGUGAAUAUCGGCGAUCUGCGAUCUGGGGCACUCUUGCGUUUCUCCGCUCGCGGGGAGCUGACG
Tilletiopsis washingtonensis is the source of this 3841-nucleotide messenger RNA. Its product is annotated as putative Tef2-translation elongation factor 2-putative. Gene Ontology annotation, biological process: cytosolic ribosome assembly. The transcript is spliced from 10 exons. Gene Ontology annotation, cellular component: ribonucleoprotein complex; cytosol. The record is from RefSeq and is a predicted model, not a curated record. Gene Ontology annotation, molecular function: GTP binding; GTPase activity; ribosome binding. NCBI's taxonomy places the organism in Eukaryota, Fungi, Basidiomycota, Exobasidiomycetes, Entylomatales. The coding region runs from base 48 to 3512 and encodes 1154 amino acids.